Diaporthe amygdali is the source of this 2499-nucleotide messenger RNA. Its product is annotated as CorA family metal ion transporter. Gene Ontology annotation, biological process: magnesium ion transmembrane transport; intracellular magnesium ion homeostasis. Lineage: Eukaryota; Fungi; Ascomycota; Sordariomycetes; Diaporthales; Diaporthaceae. The record is from RefSeq and is a predicted model, not a curated record. The transcript is spliced from 3 exons. Gene Ontology annotation, cellular component: plasma membrane. The coding region runs from base 1 to 2499 and encodes 832 amino acids. Gene Ontology annotation, molecular function: magnesium ion transmembrane transporter activity.
AUGGCCGAUAUGCCCCAGGGCUCAGGAUCCGCUGUGCCUGGGUCGAGCAAUGCGCCCACCAAGAAGAAGAAGACCCAUCGCGGCACCAAGGGCAAGAGAAAGAAGGACAGAAGAAAGUCAUUCGCUGUCCAAAACGACGAUAUAACUCAAGAUGAGCCCGUCGCCACUGGCCCCAACCCCAGCAGCUUCUAUGCCCAAGACCGCAACCUCAGUGGUACGAGUCUUGAUAGCGAGGCCCUGCUCGACCACAGAGAUCAGCCGCGCUUCAUGCGACCUCGGCGAAGCUCAACAGUUACUCAGAUGCACAACCCCCCACCACCAUCACAUAGCAACAACAGACUCCGGACCGUCCGCGAUGGAAGUCCUGCAGAAGAGGAGGAGGACGAGGCCAAUGGGGAUGAGAGGGCUCCCCUUUUGUCCGCCUCUGGCCGUAUGCGCUCCGAGCCAGCCAUGACCUUUCAGGGGUUCGGCUCGACUGAUACCAGGAAGGAUCGACCAGCGAGUCGACGCGAAUCGAGCAGGGCGAGCGGCAGAAAGGACUUUAGGAACCCCCCUUUCACUCCUGGUGGCGCCGAACGUUACGACAUCAACUACCCACCAUCGAUGCCCGGGUCUCCAAGGCUUGGGGGUCUGGAAAGGGACUUGAGGUUCGAGGAUGCCAUGCUGUUGGAUGAGCUCAACUCUCCUCACGACGAAGGUAGCUUCAUGGAUGACUUGUUGCGCUCGCCCUCCAGUCAGCAGGGUCCAACAAGUCCGUAUGAGCGACGGCACACUUUCUCCUACCAGGCCGAGGGUGAUGUUUGCUUCCCACAAGAGGGCAUGUCGGAGCUGGCGGACGACGAGGUUCGUGAGAUGCGCGAGCAACGCGCACGCACCAGACGGAGAAAGAAGAGAUGGCCUGUUUUAUCAGUCCUUGACGAAUGGAGCCGGCUCGAGAAAGAAGGUCGUAACGAGGAACGAAGGACCAAGAUGAUCACAGAGCCUCAAUUAGUCAAUGGCAGGUUGCGUCCUGUCCACAAAGGCUGGUUCCAGCCCGAAGAGGAUGCGCCGUACCGCUUCACGUACUUCAACGAAGAGUUCGACAGCACCAUCCACAGCUCCACAAUCUCCGAGCUAGUGCAAGCAGAGGGGCAAGGGGCCAACUUCCGGGAGCUCUUUGUGCCGGACAGACCCAUCCUAGAAGACUCCUCGGAAUCCGAGAGCGAGGACGACGAUGCUCAACAGCAGGCUACUAUCAUGCGGAGGACAUUGAGCGGUCAAAAUGGCGAAUCCAAGGCUCCCACACGCCAGGCCUCUGUGGCCGCAAGUAUCAGGGGAAGCUCAGAAGCGACCCGAGACGAGACGCUGUCCCCAAAGGCCACUCAGGAGAGUCAGCGCAAUCCCAGACAAGCAUAUGGUGAUGCCACUCCUUCGCAGCCGAGAUCGGUGACAUCUGCCCCGCCAAUCAAUGAGGUAAAACCUGUUCGGUACGGGGAGCGACCGGUCUGGUGGCUCGACAUUAUGUGCCCAACGGAUGCCGAAAUGCUGGUUCUACGGCGGGCUUUUGGCAUCCAUCCGCUCACAGUUGAAGACAUCAUGUUACAGGAAGCACGGGAGAAGGUCGAACUGUUCCACAACUAUUACUUCAUCAACUAUCGUACCUUCAACCAAGACGCGACCAGCGAGGAGCAUCUAGAGCCUGUCAACUUCUACGUUAUCGUCUUUAGGGAAGGCGUCCUGAGUUUUCAUUUCUCUCCGACCCCUCAUUCGGCUAAUGUCCGGCGCCGAAUUCGAAUGCUGCGAGACUUCAUGGUCCUCUCGUCGGACUGGAUCUCGUACGCGAUUAUUGACGACAUUACCGACGUUUACGGCCCUCUCAUCCAGAACAUUGAGGAGGAGGUUGAUGAAAUUGACGCUGCUAUCGUGAGACUCCAUGCAGAGGAAGACCCAACGAGUAAAGAGAAACCAAAGGGCGAAAAGUCUCACCAUGAUGCGUCCAAGUCCGAAGCAGGGGCUACAACCUUCGACUCCGGCGGAGAUAUGUAUCGCAGGGUGGGCGAGUGUCGCAAGAAAGUCAUGGGGCUCUAUAGGCUGCUUGGAAACAAGGCAGACGUCAUCAAGGGCUUCGCCAAACGGUGCAACGAGCACUGGGAGGUCGCGCCCCGCUCGGAGAUCGGACUGUUCCUGGGCGACAUUCAGGAUCACAUUGUGACCAUGACUGGCAAUUUGAGUCAUUAUGAGAUGAUUCUAGCCAGGUCACACCAGAACUACCUUGCCCAGAUCAACAUCCGGAUGAACGAGCGUGCGGAGCAGACUGCCGACGUUCUCGGGAAGCUCACGGUGCUCGGAACCAUCGUCCUGCCAAUGAACAUCAUCACGGGCCUGUGGGGCAUGAACGUGUGGGUGCCCGGGCAGGAGUACGAGGACGACCUGACUUGGUUCUGGUGCAUCACGGCCGGGCUCGUCCUAUUCGGCCUGGCAUGUUACAUGAUCGCCAAGAGAGUCUACAGGAUCGUGUAG